Molecule: messenger RNA, 2955 nt
Organism: Lichtheimia ornata
Lineage: Eukaryota; Fungi; Mucoromycota; Mucoromycetes; Mucorales; Lichtheimiaceae
Exons: 3
Coding region: 1-2955 (984 amino acids)
Source: RefSeq, a predicted model, not a curated record
AUGCAAGAUCGCUCAUUAUCACCAACACAGCCAUUGAGCUCUUCCAAAAGCUCUCAGGAACGAUACUUGGCGGAUUCAAGGCCAUGGCAUCACAAGCUGGUGUCAUUGUUCAUGAAAAGGCGAGCCUUCAAACAAAUUACCCUUGUGUUGCUGUCAGUGGUGUUUGUAUUUAGUACCUGCUUGUUCUUUUUCCACCAACACACAAGGAGCUCAACCUCUGCAUCAGCGACCACAAAACCUUCUCAAUGGAUUAAAGCAUCGCCACCACCACCAAGUAGCUAUAGCGUAUCACAAUUCAGCACCUGGCAACAAGAUGGUGGGUGGAUACGGGAUGGUAGAAAAUCAACAAGCUUCCUUGAAGGAUUACAAACAUACACACUUGAAGGCCACGACCUUGCAGGUCUUGAAAGUUUGAUAUCAAGCACCCCUUCCAAUGGUGUAUCAUCAUCAUCAGUGACAGCUGUUAUACACCUUCAUGAGCACACAGCUGAACAGCUCGAUGCAUUGGUUCGCCAAAGCCAUGUUCCAGAUGCUGUUGUACUUGUGACGCCAUCAACCAUGGUCGACCAAGCGAGAGCUAUUGCAAGGCAUUAUGCUCACAUUAUCACUACUUCGACCGUUAUUCAAGUUGUUUCGCAUGAUCAGCAAUCACCGGAUGACCAUGCUAGUUUUAUCAGCUUUUUACGCCAUUCAAUCGAUUCGGAUUGGGUUUGGAUGCUUGACAUCCAUGCACGACCUGGCACACGGCAUCUCGAAUUUAUGCAUAAUUUGGCACACACAAAAGAAUAUAGCGGUGCUUCCCUUGGUUUCCAUGGCGUCCUUCUUCCAUCCAACAUGUUGCAUCCACCAUCCACCAAAGACAGCAACAAUGCACGACAACACCAACAGUUGCUAUGUUUACCACAUGCAUUCAAUGAAUUACCAAAUGUGACCCAACCAGUGGAUAUGCUACAAGGUGCAUGGUUCUUAAAGCGUACAUGGUUGCAGCAUCUUGAACCCCAUGUCGACCAAAAGAGUGGCGAUGGUGGUCCGUGGUCAUUUUAUCUAUCACAACAUCUCCUGCAUGAUGCACAAGUACCUUCUAUCGUUAUACCUACGCAUCCCGAUCCCGCCUUUCAAUUGGCAAUGCACGUAGAUUAUUGCCCUGAAGUCGUUGCUGCAUACGAAAAGGACAUUUCAUGGAAACAUGUUUUACAAAGGCAUACGAGUUUGACAGCUCUUGAUCAACGACAGCGUACCAUGAUGAUCAAUUAUGAUGCCCACCGUGCUGUGUUUAUGGCGAGACAUGCAAAGGACCUUGUGGCACUUCACCCCUUGCUUUGCCGUAUGCAUCACAGUGAUCAACAUCGCCAAACCCAGUUGCACGUGGUCGUCAUGGGCGACCUGCUUGGUCAAUUUGAAUGGCCUACCACAUCUUGUUUGGCCGGAGAUACUUCCAUCAUUAUGCAUACGAUUAUGGAUGACGUUGACAACAACAAGCAAAUUCAGCCGACUUGGGAAAUGAUACGCGUCAUCGAUGUGCUUAAUCCACAUUUGCUAUUUCACGUGUCUCAUGAUGAUGAUCGACAACUUCAAGCUCUUCACUCAUUGUCUCGUAACAAAGGCAUCACACCAAUUGCUUUGCCUGAAGAGCAGGUUUCCAAUGCAUUGUGGAUUUCGGAUUUGCCUGUGGUGGCCUUACAACGUUGGAACGACAUUGAUGUGGAGCUUAUUGUUAUUACGGAUCGGCGAUCACAUUCACUGGCACGUCUUUUACAAGCGCUAUCCCGAUCUUUGUAUUUCAAUGAUAAGGUGCAACUCAAGAUCUACAUGGAACAAUCAGCGGACCUUACCACCCGGCACAUGGUAAAUGAAUAUGCAUGGUCAUAUGGUACCAAGACCGUACGCCAUCGCUCAAGGAAAGGUGGUCUUAUUUCAGCCAUUACGGAAUCAUGGUAUCCUUCCAGCAAUGACAACUACGCUGUUUUACUUGAAGAUGAUAUUGAAGUCUCGCCCUUGUUUUACGUAUGGACAAAGUACACAGUGCUAAAAUAUCGCUAUGACCCACACAAUCGAGACAUGUCCAUGUUUGGCGUAAGCUUAUACACACCACGAAACGUGCCGGUCUACAUGGAUGGUCGACACGCGUUUAAUCCAGAAGACAUUAUCACUAGCAGCUCGUUGCCAUAUCCAGGACCAAAUUCUCCCUACGUGACAACAUUACCUUGCAGCUGGGGAGCCGUAUACUUCCCUGAACAUUGGCGUGAGUUCCAUGAAUACAUCAUGGAGCGAGUUGCAAAGCCAAAAAAGGUAUACAAUAUUACCGUACCAGAAAGCCGUUCGGAGACUUGGCACUUUUCAUGGAAGAAGUUUUACAUUGAGAUGGCGUAUCUACGUGCGUAUGUUAUGCUAUAUCCCAAUUUUGAGGAUUGGACAUCCUUUUCAACCAACCAUCUUGAGAUUGGACAGCACAUUAAGGAAGGCACACGCACUGAAGAGGAAUUACGAGACUUCCAAGUACCCCUUAUGGAAACCGAUGUUAUGCUUGCUCAACUGCCAAAUCAUCGUUUGCCAACCUAUGAUACCCUUCCUGUGCUUGAUUUAUGGGGACGUCGUACCACAAUGGAAGGUUUAACACAAGAUGCCAUCAAGCUACACCCACAAAUUUCAACAUGCCCUCGUAGCCCUGGCCGCUUUAGAGCGGAUGAUUUAUUGUGUCCUUUUUCAAAUCCCACCUUCAACACCAUCAAAAACAAAGGCAAAGGCAAACCCAAAGAAGUGCCACCAGAGACCAUUGUUCAGCCUAUCAAAUACAUCUAUGUAUCUACCAAUGUGCAAGUGCCUGAGGACGUAUUGCCACGACCCAUCAACGUAUCACAAAUGGAUUCCCCUGUGCUCAAGGCGCCUGAAAAGGAUGACGAGCUUUUGGAUCUUUUGAGCAGCUAUAGUAGCGCAAAUAUUAGUCCAGAAGCAUAA